GAAUAUAUUUUUGAAUUUUUAAGGAUAUAAAGUACCUUUUGUACUAAUUUAUAAAUGAAAAAGUUAUUGUGUUGUAUUUUCCAUAGUAAAAAAAGAAUUAACUUUUAUAAAACAACUCGUAAUGGAGGUACGUUGUCGAUUAUGUGCUGAACCGUACCAUAAUCAAAUCGAAAUUAUUGAAGAUAGUCGAUUUUUGUCAAUGGUAAAUUAUCUGUUUCAACUGCAAAUUCAUUUAGAUGAUAAAAUGCCUUCCACUGUAUGUCAGGAAUGUUAUCAAAUUGUUGAGCGAACCUGGCAGUUUAAGGAACAAGUUGAUAAAUCCCAACUAAUUUUGUCAGAUUUAGUAGCAGUUGAGACUAUUUCAAAUAAUAUAAUACCAAACCCACCGAAUGAUGUUGUUUUCGAAGAAGACUGCAAAACAAGUCAGUGUUUUGAACUUGUAGAUAACCAAUUAGUUGAAGAAACCGCUCCAUUAGAAUUUCAAAAUCUUGAACAAACUGAACAGAUUCAAAUUGUACAAAUUAAAAAAAAUAGCAAGCCUUCAAAAAAGGGGAAACAGAUAAAUAAGAAAUCUAAAGCAACAGAGUCUGGAAACUUGAAGGAAAUAGAAUAUAUUAAUCCAGAUGGUAGUGUAAUUCCCAAAUCUGGAAUUUCUGGCUGGGAUUCAUAUCAAUGGAGCUGUUUUGACUGCAAUAGUACAUUUCAAUUAACAGAUGAAUUAAGGGAACAUUUUAAUAAUGUACAUAAUAGUAAUAUUAGAUACCCUUGUAUGGAUUGCUCUAAGGUCUACUCAAAAUACACAACAUUUAUUAGCCAUGUAAGAUUUCAUCGACCUCAUUUAAAGUACUCGUGUGAUAUUUGUUACAAAUGGUAUGGAACAGCAAAGGAAGUUGACCAGCAUCGUAGUUCACACUUUGAAGAGCGACCAUAUCAUUGUAAUACAUGUGGAAAAAGAUUUAGAAUUCAAUCAAAUUUAACUUCACAUACAAGGUCACAUUUACCAGAAGAGCUAAAAAAUGUCUAUUAUUGUGAUUUAUGUCCAAAAAAAUUUGUUUGGUUAAUUAUAGGUACUAAACCAAAUCUAAUGGCACAUAAAAGAAUACACUUAGGCAUAAAGGACUAUACAUGUGAUCACUGUGGGAAAAGUUUCGUUUUAAAAGGGAAUUUGGAUAAUCAUAUAUUGACUCAUAAUUCAGCUAGACCUUAUAAAUGCACAGUAUGUGAUAAGACUUUUAAAAGUUUGCUUCGUCUUAGAAAACACAAUUCUGUCCAUUCCGGACUUAAACCUCAUAGAUGUGAUAUUUGUGGAAAGGAAUUUCGGGAAAGAGGAACUUUAAAAGAACAUCAUAGGAUACAUACUGGUGCGAUGCCAUUUACUUGUGAAUUUUGCGGGAAAUGUUUUAGAUUUAAGGGCGUCUUGACUACACAUAGAAGACAACAUACAGGCGAAAGACCGUAUUCUUGCAACGAGUGCCAACACCAUUUUACCAACUGGCCCAACUACAACAAACAUAUGAAGCGGCGACACGGCAUCAACACCAGCGUGACGUGCCGGACGAGACAGGACAUUCCGCCCACAGGCAAGCCCCAUCGAAAUCCACCGGGCACGGUGUUGGCCCCUCCGCAAGCCAGCGUCGUGAACGAGCCUUCGGUUUUGCCGCUGGAAACCUACGAAGCGCAGACCACGACUUUUUACCCAGUAGUAGGCAUAUACGGAAUACCAGAGGAGAUGUUGCAACAUAGAGUUUAAGUGGAUAAUAGGACGCAGGUGAUACGUCAUCAUUAAUUAUUGGUUAGUUCAUACUUCGGAUACACUGGUCUGCGUGAAAAUUGUCCCUGACUCUCUUAUCGAUUCAUAAUAUGUAAAAUGACCUCCUGAUCAUCCAUUAUAUUCAAAUUUGAUCUCCGUUUCAUCCAUUACCCCUCGUUUUUGAGGGAGACCUCUCUCUUUUCGAUGCCAUUUUUUUACCAGGGUUGAAAAACAUGUUCUUUUUAUUUUUAAACAAAACUUUUUUUUUUGUUUACAACGCUUUAUUAUUUAUUAAACACGAUUUUAAACUCCAAGUUGGAAUUAUGUUUAAAAUAGUGAUGGGAAUACCAGUUCCACAUUAGUCGCGUUACAGUAGCGACCGUUAUAGAGAAUAUCGCGAUUUUGUAACCAAGGCUCCGGCUUCCAAGUGUCGAUGUCCUGUAUGCGGUAUUUCUGGUCACUCUACCUACCUACCCCUCUCCCUGCUGUUAUCUCUGUGUCUGUGCAAAUUCAUAAACCCCCAAAUUUGUAAACAGUAAACAACAUGCAGAUGGCUAGAAGAAUUUAGUUAUGUUAGCUUUUAAUUUUGAAAAUAAAACUAUUAAAUAAAAAAUAUAAAAUAUAUAAUUUAUUGGUAUUCAAUACUUUUUAUUCGCCAUCUUUUCUUCACACUGAACAAUAGCUUUUUAUAAGUUUUAUAUUUUUGCCAAUAAUAUUUAGAUUUAUAUUCUUCUGAUACAAGUUAUAACCGUUAGAAUCUAAAUUAAAAUACAUACAUUUGUAAGAUAUCAAUUGCAGAUAUGAAUGUAAGAUAUCAAUCAAUCAACUUUACAAAUUUCCUUUUUUUUUUCGGUCAUAUAUUUCUACUUUUUUAUUUUUUUUUAUUUUUGAAAAAGUGUUUAUAAUGUACCUACCUAACGUGUAUUUAUUAUCAAUCAAAAAUGCCUGGUACAGCGACCGAUCAAAGCACGACCGCUACGUACUUACCAGUUCCAGUUACUACUGUUCGCGCAGUGGCGCGACCACUGGCACUGGAGCGAAAUACGUCGCGGUGUAGGUCGUUACCAGUUACAUCUCUUCGCAACAGACGAAGCGGUCGAGAACAUGCGACGCUAUGUACUUACCAGUUCCAGUUACUGCUGUUCGCGACAUAUACGUAUUAUUUAAAAAUUCGCGACCCUAGUAGCGGUUCGAGUUAACUCCAAGAGCGAUUAUAAAUACAUUAUUUGCAAACUAUAGUUAAUAAAUAAUUUAUAGUUUUGUCGUUAUUAUACGAG
Sitophilus oryzae (rice weevil) is the source of this 3027-nucleotide messenger RNA. RefSeq names its product zinc finger protein 501-like. NCBI's taxonomy places the organism in Eukaryota, Metazoa, Arthropoda, Insecta, Coleoptera, Curculionidae. Gene Ontology annotation, cellular component: nucleus; chromosome. Gene Ontology annotation, biological process: regulation of transcription by RNA polymerase II. The record is from RefSeq and is a predicted model, not a curated record. Bases 122 to 1750 code for a protein of 542 amino acids. Gene Ontology annotation, molecular function: DNA-binding transcription activator activity, RNA polymerase II-specific; chromatin insulator sequence binding; zinc ion binding. The transcript has 6 exons.